AAGGAAGCACCGAGAGCUCUAAAUUCUCUCAAUUUCAAUCAAUACCCAAUUCACUCCUUAAUUUCUUCCUUUACCACUCAAAACCUCUCUCUCUCUCUCUCUCUCUCUCUCUCUCUCUCUCUCUCUCUCUCUCAGUGUGUGUGUGAUAUUGGUGAUCGAUGACGAUGGGUACUGAUCAGACAUGUAAUGCUUUGCAUGGGUUGAAGCCAGUGUUGUUAAUGGUGGUAGUUCAGUUUGCAUUUGCAGGAGUUAAUGUUCUCUACAAACUGGCCGCUAACGACGGAAUGAACUUAAGGAUUCUUGUUGCAUAUCGCUUCAUCUUUGCAACCGCCUUCAUUCUUCCUAUUGCUCUUUUCAUUGAAAGGAAGAGCAGGCCAAAGCUCACAUGGAUGGUACUCUUGCAAGGAUUUUUGUCUGGCUUGUUCGGUGGAUCGUUAUCACAAAAUUUGUACAUUGAAAGCUUAGCCUUAACAUCGGCCACAUUUGCUUCUGCCAUAGUCCAACUCACCCCAGCCAUUACUUUCAUCUUGGCCAUCACCUUCAGGCUGGAGAACUUGAGUUUGAGAAGCCCGGCAGGGAAGGCAAAGAUGUUAGGAACAUUAAUGGGAAUAGGUGGAGCAAUGCUUCUGACCUUUUAUAAGGGUGUGGAAUUCAACAUAUGGUCCACGCAUGUUGACCUUUUACACAGCCACUUGGCAUCAUCACCGCAUACCGACUCUGGUAAUCGACUAUUGGGUUGUCUGCUAGCCUUGGGAAGCUGCUUUUGCUACGCUACAUGGCUCAUUAUCCAGACUAAAAUGAGUGCGACAUACACUUGCUAUUAUUCAAGCACUGCUCUGAUGUCAGCAAUGGGGUCAAUCCAGGCCGUUGGGUUUGCCCUCUGCAAGGAGAGGGAGUGGAGCCAAUGGAAGCUAGGUUGGAAUAUUAGGCUUCUAACAGCGGCAUACUCGGGAACUAUGGCCACUGGGCUAAGUGUGACUUUUAUUGCUUUGUGCAUACGCAUGAGAGGCCCUUUGUUCGUAUCCGUUUUCAACCCUCUCAUGUUGGUGCUCGUUGCCAUUGUUGGGUCUUUGGUAUUAGAUGAGAAGCUACAUCUUGGAAGCGUUUUGGGAGCAGUAUUGAUAGUGAUUGGUUUAUAUGCGGUGCUGUGGGGCAAGGGCAAAGAAAUAGAGAAGAUGAGUAAUUCAGUACCAUCAACAAGCUUUCACCAUCAGGAUUCUGGCUCAAUUGACAUUGUGGUAAUGUCUCCAGAUAAUAAUAAUAAAGGCAACAGCAACAACACUGAGAGCCUAACAAAUAACAACGCGUCAAAGGCUACUAAUUCUGCACUCAGCAUGAUUCGUUAAUUCAAGGAGAGGGGGAGGAAUUAAAGAGACUUUUAAUUAUCGAACUAGCCAAAACAAGUGAUAGAUCAGGUAUUAAUAAUUAUUAGAUUAUUUUUUAGCAAUAUCAGAUAUAAAUAUCCAUAUACAUUGUUCAUCCUGCCACCUUAAAGUAAAUAUUUUAGCCAUUUAAAUUUUAA
Malus domestica (apple) is the source of this 1522-nucleotide messenger RNA. Its product is annotated as WAT1-related protein At1g25270-like. Gene Ontology annotation, cellular component: plasma membrane. Lineage: Eukaryota; Viridiplantae; Streptophyta; Magnoliopsida; Rosales; Rosaceae. The record is from RefSeq and is a predicted model, not a curated record. Gene Ontology annotation, molecular function: transmembrane transporter activity.